Molecule: messenger RNA, 3459 nt
Organism: Oryzias latipes (Japanese medaka)
Lineage: Eukaryota; Metazoa; Chordata; Actinopteri; Beloniformes; Adrianichthyidae
Source: RefSeq, a predicted model, not a curated record
UUUUACGCAUGUGCCAAGCGGUUCGAGCGGCUCAGUUCUUUAAAAAUAUUAACCAUUUCCUGACUAUUGUAACGGGGUUACAGUACAAAUGUACGCGCGGCACGGAUGGAGUGGUCGGUGGUGUCUCUGCGUUACGAGACCAGCGGAUUAGACUGCGAUGUCUUCGAGCAGGCACUCCACAUGCCCCGCGUGAAUUCGCUCCUGGCGCGUAGAAGCUGCGAGAAACGCCACAGUCUCCGUUGCUUUUUUAACUUUGUUAGAACUUACUUAAACGUGCGUUAGUCGUUUCUGUUGGGUUUUAUGUAUGUAUUUAUUUUAACUCUCGUGAACAAUUUCCAUUUCCUGGCUGGCCCGGAUCAUCUACUGAAAGACGCCAUUGAUUGUGGAGUCAUUUCGCCGCGGGCGUAUUUCUUCGUCUGUAUGACAGGAUACGCACGUCAAUGCAGAAUUUGUGAAUCAUCCUUAAAUGUAAGCGACGUGUUUAACAGUUUUGUAUUUAUGUGAGGCUGGAAUAGGAGUUAGUUCUCCGCGCUCUGCCUCUUGGACGCACGAUGCGCAAUCUAGUAGAAAGUCAGGAUGGAUGGACUUGUCUUAUGCGCCUCAGAGUUACAACAUGGACUCAACUGUGGAAGAAUCCCACUCCAGUUCACAUUUCAAACUUUCUGUUUUUGUCCUGUCGUUUAGUUUAGUUUUUUUUAAUUUUUUUUUUUAGUCUCAAAUUUUAAACUGUUAUAAAAUAAUGGCAAAGUUUGGGUCAUCUAGUGCAAUCCUCCCCUCCGAGCAGAAUAAAAAAAAGGUCAGCAUGGAUGUUGGUUUUUAUGCUCUGAUCACCUGAUGGCGCUGUAACAAAAACCAUCUCGUCUCGACUCGACGGUGUGAAAGCUGCCGCUCUUGUUCCCACGUCAAACCACUGAUGAAGGACAACUUAAAAAGAAGGGAAGGAGGGGAGAGGGAGGGGGUGUUUUUCGCAUACAGCCAGCACUUAUAAACCCGGACCGCUCGAGGCCAAACGCUGUUAUUAUAUUUCAUAUCGGGGUCCCACCACUCCCGCGCCUUGGGACAGUUUUGGUGUGUGCCAGUAAGCAUUCAGCACUGUGUCCAACGGCCUGCAGCAGUUUCCAAGUGGAUAAAAAAAAACUUCCAAGCGAAUCGCACUUCCUUAUCUGUGAUGUCAUGCUGAUGCACAGCUGCAGAAGCCCCACAAGAUUAUUUUGAAACAGUCUCAACCAGAAAAAAAAAGUAAGGGACAGUCCUCUGCUUUUUUUUAGUCCUGGUGUAAAUAGUUUUUUUUUAAAGUUGAACUUAUGGUAUCGCUAAGCCUUUUAAAUGUGUCUAUCAUUUAAAAUGCACUUUUUUUACAUAAAAUAUAAUUCAGAUUCAACAGAAACUUUGGGACUUUUUAGGAGUGUUUUUUGUUUUUUGCCUUAGAUAUUCUGGCUUUGGAGAAACUUCAACUCAAUUUCCCGACUCCUAAAUGUCCGGUAAACCAGCCUUGAAAACCUCCUCAGGCCAGAUUGUGGUGACACUAAACUACCUGUUAUUUUGUAGCCUUUACAACAGGAGAUGACUGAAGUUCGCCAAAGUCUGUGGCUGCCUGCGUGGGGACAUUUGAAACAAAUAGCCACAGGCAAUAGAGCAGAGACAGCCCAUCCAGAUUAUGCCCCUUUGCCUUCUGCGAGGGAUUCUGGAGUUGAAUUUUAAAACUAUGUAUGGCUGCUGCCUGUGCUUAUCAGCGCGUGCACAAGUGGCAUGCAAAUCAAACCAGGAUCACACACUGCAUUGGAGGCCUACACUCAAAGGAUAACCGCUCCAGCAUGUCCAGGCCCAUGAUCACACGGUCACCAGUGUCCCCCUUGAGUAACCAGGGCAUCCCUGCACCUGCACAGCUCACCAAGUCCAACGCCCCCGUGCACAUUGAUGUAGGCGGGCACAUGUACACCAGCAGUCUGGCCACCUUGACAAAAUUUCCAGAGUCGAGAAUCGGGCGUCUCUUUGAUGGCACAGAACCAAUAGUCCUGGACAGCCUGAAGCAGCACUACUUCAUUGACAGGGAUGGACACAUGUUCCGUUACAUCCUCAACUUCCUCAGGACGUCCAAGCUCCUCAUUCCAGAGGACUUCAAAGACUACAGCCUGUUGUACGAAGAGGCUCGAUACUUCCAGCUGCAGCCCAUGCUGGCUGAGCUGGAGCGCUGGCGUCAGGAUCAGGAGCUGGGCCGGGUGUCCCGUCCUUGCGAGUGCUUGGUGGUGCGUGUUGCACCCGACCUGGGCGAGAGGAUCACACUUAGCGGGGACAAGGCCCUCAUUGAAGAUGUUUUUCCAGAGAUCGGAGAUGUCAUGUGUAACUCAGUGAAUGCAGGCUGGAACCAUGACUCCACACACGUCAUCCGCUUCCCUCUGAAUGGUUAUUGCCAUCUCAACUCAGUCCAGGUUCUAGAGCGUCUCCAACAACGUGGCUUUGAGAUCGCCGGCUCCUGCGGUGGAGGCGUGGACUCAUCCCAAUUCAGCGAGUACGUCCUGCGGAGGGAACUGAGGAGAACAAAUCAGCGAGGCCCUAAUUCAAACAGGAUAAAGCAGGAGCAGCUGGACUAAAACCCUCCCGAGCUGUAGGAGGCACUAGACUCUUCUGUCGCGGUCAAACGUAUGACGCUACAGACCUCUGUGGACUAUUUUUCUUCAUUUCCUUGUUGAUGUUCUAGUUUUCUUAAACUUAAGAACCAUCUAGGGAAUAACAAUAAAGUGCAAGAGGAGAUUUUUGACAUGAGAAGAUACAAGACAUUUGAGAAGUUUGAGAUUGCAAGGACAUUUGUGAUUGUCUAGCCCCCAUUAAACCAAUUCCGAAGGAUUUAUAAGAGCUGGAUACCCAAACAAAGUUUAUUUUAAAACUUGGAGCCUACAUUAGGUUGAAUAUAAUUUCUAAUUUACAAACAUAAAUUAAGUCUUUUAUUGCUGAUGUUGUACGUUGACUAGGUUGUUAUUGGUGGAUUGAUUUGGUUGUCAAACCGACAAACUGGCCCAAUUGGUUUUCAAGUAUUUAAUCUAAAAUAAAAUAGUGUUGCAAUUGUCAUAAAAAUUUGAUUUCAAUGAUGCAUUUCAAAAAGAAUUUCCAGUUAAUAUUGUUUAUAUUGUGAUACAAAUGAAGUGGUUUUGCAUUAGUUGAGAUUAUUUUAAUGUUUUGUGCCAUGAAAUAAAAAAAAGAUAAUAGUUUCAUCAAAGUUUAAAUUCCUGAUUAAGGCAGUAAAAGAUAUUAUUUUGUAAUGUUUUACACCAUUUGCCUCAUUGGGGGGUAUGAACCUCAACUUCAUGUGCAACAUUGGGACUUAUUUAAUUGGAUCAUAACCUUACCUUGAGUCUUGUACAUUUUCAUUGUAUAUGUGUUUGUGUUUUUUACAUUUUUUAAAGCUAAUUUGUUGCCUAAGACAUGACUGAACAGAUUAAAAGUUAUUGUUCUACCCAACCA